CUUCCUUUGUAGUCAAACCAGAAUCAAUCCUGUCCUUCCUCAUUCGCCUAUCCAUUUCUUGCAUUCUUCUUCACUUUCUCUCUCCUCUCUCUCUUUCUCUCUCUAUAUUUACACACAAAUAUAUCACAAAUUCGUUGCAUCAUUCAUUCAUUCAAUUACUGUGAACUCUUCCAAUGGCAGCACCUGUGGUAGACGCAGAGUACCUCAAGGAAAUCGAGAAGGCUCGUCGUGAUCUUCGUGCUAUCGUCUCCAGCAAUAAUUGCGCUCCUAUCAUCCUUCGUUUGGCGUGGCAUGAUGCAGGAACUUAUGAUGCUGCAACAAAGACAGGAGGACCUAAUGGUUCGAUCAGGAACGAGGAAGAGAAAAAUCACACCUCAAAUAAGGGUCUAUCAAAAGCAAUUGAUUUUUGCGAACCAGUGAAGGCUAAACAUCCAAAAAUCACAUAUGCUGACCUUUAUCAGCUUGCUGGUGUUGUUGCGGUUGAGGUCACUGGUGGACCCACCAUUGACUUUGUUCCAGGAAGAAAGGAUUCCAUGGAUUCUCCCAAAGAAGGGCGCCUUCCAGAUGCUAAACAAGGGGCUUCACAUCUAAGGGACAUCUUCUAUCGGAUGGGUAUGUCUAACAAAGACAUUGUAGCACUAUCUGGAGGCCACACAUUGGGAAGGGCACACAAAGAUAGAUCAGGCUUCGAAGGUCCUUGGACACAGGACCCUUUAAAGUUUGAUAACUCAUACUUUGUGGAGCUUAUGAAAGGAGAUACGGAGGGGCUAUUGAAACUUCCCACAGACAAGGCUUUAUUAGCGGAUCCUGAUUUCCGUCGCUAUGUUGAACUUUAUGCAAAGGAUGAGGAAGCAUUCUUUAGAGACUAUGCAGCAUCACACAAGAAACUUUCAGAGCUAGGGUUUACUCCGCCACGUACUUCGUGCUUCAAGCUAGGUGUAAAGAACCGUACAAUACUGGCCCAAAGUGCUGCGGUGGUAGCUGUUGCCUUAGCUGUUGUGAUCCUGAGUUACUUCUAUGAAUUUAACAGAAGAUUCAAAUAAAGAGGACAACACAGAAAUUCACACAUUUACGCAAAACAAACUUCAAAUAGAAAUCGCAACAACAAUGCCCAGAAGUCCUGAUUUAAUUUGUUUAUAUAUGUAAACAGACUGGUGGCCAUAGAGGCUGUAGGUAGAUGCAAUUGAACUUCCCUUCCUAAUAUUCAACAUGACCUCCCUAUAUAAAUAUCCCCUAUAUAUAUAUAUAUAUAUUGCAAUUUGCUGUUCUUGUACAUGUGCAGUUGUUCCUGAUUUCAUUGAUUCCAGUUAUGGAAUACAGUCAAAUUUUCAGUUCUCCUAA
This is a messenger RNA of Cornus florida, 1341 nucleotides long. Its product is annotated as L-ascorbate peroxidase 3-like. The transcript is spliced from 9 exons. The coding region runs from base 174 to 1043 and encodes 289 amino acids. Gene Ontology annotation, molecular function: peroxidase activity; heme binding. The record is from RefSeq and is a predicted model, not a curated record. Lineage: Eukaryota; Viridiplantae; Streptophyta; Magnoliopsida; Cornales; Cornaceae. Gene Ontology annotation, biological process: response to reactive oxygen species; cellular response to oxidative stress; hydrogen peroxide catabolic process.